Papilio polytes (common Mormon) is the source of this 1382-nucleotide messenger RNA. RefSeq lists its product as uncharacterized. NCBI's taxonomy places the organism in Eukaryota, Metazoa, Arthropoda, Insecta, Lepidoptera, Papilionidae. Bases 177 to 1205 code for a protein of 342 amino acids. The transcript is spliced from 4 exons. Gene Ontology annotation, cellular component: extracellular matrix. The record is from RefSeq and is a predicted model, not a curated record.
UUAUAAUAAUUACAUUGUUGAAGUUAAAAUUGUUCACACUCAAUAAACACUAAAUAAAGGAAACACUUAAUUGAGUUAAUUCAAAGUUCCUGAUCUUGAUAUUAUCGACAGCAGUCUAGAUACGGUAAAUAUAGCGUUUUCACUGAUCGAAGGUUGUUAGAAAAUGUGGAAGCGUGAUGCAAGGCUCGGAGCGGACACGGUCGGCGCGGGUGCAGCCGCUCCAUAUCCUCUCCACGACAGGACGCGGAGGUGUCAAACAAUCGUCUAUAAAUUAUUCAGCUUUGCCACAUACGUACCAGUACGUUUUACACACCAGGUGGACACAGCGCCUCGCAAAAAAAAUGAAUUUAUAUUUUGCGGUAACUUGCCUUCUUGCCUUAACAGCAGUAAGCAAAGCUGAUGGGACGUUAGACGGACUGAUCUACGCCCCAGGGCAUUCCUCCGUUGAUUACUAUGCGUACCCAAGCUAUGCCUUCGAAUACGCAGUAAAAGAUCCGCACACCGGAGACAACAAGGCGCAAUGGGAAAAACGGGACGGAGACUCAGUUAAAGGUGCGUACUCACUCGUGGAGCCCGACGGUAGCAUUCGCGUUGUCGAAUACUGGGCGGACGCGAAGUCCGGCUUCAACGCUGUAGUGAAGCGCGUGGGACCCAACCUGCACCCCGUUGCAGCGCCCAUAUAUAAGGCGCCGAUUCCUCUGCUGAGCCACGGACCCGCCGUUGCCCCUAUCAGCGUGGGCUCGGUGGCUAAUAUCGAGGCGCUAGCCAGCGCGCCUAUAGACAGCGGACCGGCCUAUAGUGGCGCCGUCUCCUCAUCGGCCGUUUACAAAGCUGCACCGGUCGUUAAAUCGGCACCGAUAGCCCCAAUCGCCCCAAUCCUACCGGUUCCCAUUUACAAAACUCCCAUCAUACCACAACCUAUUAUUACUGAAUCUUAUGAGAAGGCACCCCUACGCCAUCCGAUCGUAGUCCAACCUAUCUACAAAGCAUUACCUAUUCCGGCUGCACCUAUUAAAGCUGCGCCUUUAUUAGACCAAGGUUUGUUAGCUCCAUGGCCGCUUCUAAAAGGUACUGACUACCUUUCCGCGGUCUCAUUGGGAGAUUACUUGUUGAAAGAUUCUCUGCUAGCGGGUAAUGGAUACGAUCUUGGCUAUGAUGCUUAUGGACAAUCAUGGGACGGCUUGGGCUUAGGGUAUAAACACUGAUUGGAAAGAUGAGACAGUCUGAAGCAUCAUAGUUAGCUGCCGCUACCACUAUCUUUUGUACCUAGUCCCUUCUUCAUUAGAGUAUUAGUGUAAAAUUGUGUAAUGUUAAGAUAAUUAUGUUAUUUAAACUAGUGGAAAAUAAAACUGCAUUGAUGACAUCGGCCAUUGUGUGGUGGA